AAAGCCCCAUCCCAGGUGUCUUACUUGCCUUUGAGUCCCUGUGUCUCUCUGAGUCUCUCUGAGUCUCUGUUGUUCUCUCUCUCUCUCUGAAGUUACUUCACUGCAGUCAUGGAUGAUGUGUAUAAAGCAGCGGUUGAGAACUUGACUGAAGAGCAGAAGAAUGAGUUCAAGGCUGCGUUCGAUAUCUUUAUCCAGGAUGCAGAGGAUGGGUGUAUCAGUACCAAGGAGCUGGGGAAGGUGAUGAGGAUGCUGGGACAGAACCCCACACCAGAAGAGCUGACAGAGAUGAUAGACGAGGUGGACGAGGAUGGCAGUGGCACGGUGGAUUUCGAUGAGUUCCUUGUCAUGAUGGUGAGGUGUAUGAAGGAGGAGAGUAAAGGCAAAUCAGAGGAGGAGCUGGCUGAACUCUUCAGAAUGUUCGACAAGAACUGCGAUGGCUACAUCGACCUGGAGGAGCUGAAGAUGAUGCUGGAGGAGACGGGAGAGACCAUCACUGAGGACGACAUCGAGGAGCUGAUGAGAGAUGGAGACAAGAACAACGACGGCAAGAUUGACUACGAUGAAUUCCUGGAGUUCAUGAAGGGAGUGGAAUAAAUCUUCAGAAAUAUAAAAUAAUAAAUCAGAACCUGCAAGCAACGCAGCCCCCCUCCCCCUGAAUCGAUCACCACCACAUAGUAAUACUGGUAUUUAUUGUAUAAUUUCUACCCCUGUAUUUAUUGUGUAAUCUCUACCCCUGUAUUUAUUGUGUAAUCUCUACCCCUGUAUUUAUUGUGCCAGUUUAAUCAAGCUAUGCUGUAUUUUCAAUAAAAGAAAAUGGAAAAGCAGAA
Messenger RNA from Acipenser ruthenus (sterlet), 827 nucleotides. RefSeq names its product troponin C, slow skeletal and cardiac muscles. Gene Ontology annotation, molecular function: calcium ion binding. The record is from RefSeq and is a predicted model, not a curated record. Bases 109 to 594 code for a protein of 161 amino acids. Gene Ontology annotation, cellular component: myosin II complex. NCBI's taxonomy places the organism in Eukaryota, Metazoa, Chordata, Actinopteri, Acipenseriformes, Acipenseridae. The transcript has 6 exons.